Messenger RNA from Funneliformis geosporum, 1494 nucleotides. The record is from the annotation of a GenBank genome assembly. Lineage: Eukaryota; Fungi; Glomeromycota; Glomeromycetes; Glomerales; Glomeraceae.
AUGCAAUAUAAUCCCGUUAUUAUCGAACAACUUAUUCUUUGUUGCCAAUGUGGAAUAGCAAUUGCUCCCAAUCCUUCGAAUAUGUGCAUUAAUUGCAUUCGUAAUGAAGUAGACAUUACCGAAGGGAUCCCAAAACACUCUAAUCUACAAUACUGUCGAAAUUGCGAAAGAUAUUUGCAACCACCAAAUAUUUGGGUUUUAGCAGCAUUAGAAAGUCGUGAAUUAUUGGCUUUAUGUCUCAAAAAAUUAAAAGGUUUAAAUAAAGUACGAUUGAUUGAUGCAGGUUUUAUUUGGACCGAACCUCAUUCAAAAAGGAUUAAAGUUAAAUUAACAAUCCAAAAAGAGGUUUUUGCAUCAACAAUUCUACAACAAAUUUUCGAAGUAGAAUUCGUUGUAAAUUACCAACAAUGUGAUGAUUGCGCGCGUAUAAUGGCAAAGAAUGUGUGGCAAUCAAUGGUUCAAGUCAGACAAAAAGUUAACCACAAAAAAACUUUUUUCUUCUUGGAACAACUUAUUAUUAAACAUAAUGCUCAUAAAGAAACUAUUAACAUCAAAGAGGUCAAGGAUGGGAUCGAUUUUUUUUAUUCUAACAGAUCUCAUGCUGUCAAAAUGGUAGAGUUUUUAAGUGCUGUUGUUCCUGUUAGGACAAAGAAUUCUGAACAACUUAUAUCAACAGAUAUUCAUAGCAAUACGUCGAAUUAUAAGUUUUCGUAUUCCGUUGAGAUCGUUCCUGUAUGCAAAGACGAUCUAAUCUGUUUACCACUCAAAAUUGCGCGUUCUCUAGGAAAUAUAAGGUCUGAUGACCCCUUGGUAAUAUGUUAUCGUGUCGGAAAUUCUAUUCAUGUCAUGGAUCCGAAUACUUUGGCAGUCACAGAAAUUACAACCUCGACAUAUUGGAGAACUCCAUUCACAUCUUUAUCAACAACGAAGACUUUGGUAGAAUAUUAUAUUCUAGAUGUUGAACCAUUAGGGCCGAAGCGUGGCAAAUAUAUUCUUGCAGAUAUCCAAGUAGCGCGGUCUUCGGAUUUUGGGAAAAACGACACAACAUUUUUUGCACGUUCUCAUCUCGGUGGGAUUCUUAACAUUGGAGACACUGCUUUAGGAUAUGAUCUUACAUCCUCCAAUUUUAAUGAUUACUCUUUCGAUACACUCAAUAGAAAUUCUCUCCCUGACGUCGUAUUAAUCAAAAAAUCUUACCCGCAAAAACGCAGGAAAAAUAAGCCUCGAAAAUGGAAGUUAAAAUCAAUAUCAAAAGAACAAGAAGAAAUGGCACCUAGAAAACAAGAUGCAAAUAAAAUGGAAGAAGAUUAUGAGUCGUUUUUGCAAGAUUUGGAGGAAGAUCCCGAAUUAAGACAAAAUGUUAAUCUAUAUAAGUCUAGUAAUGCAAUGAAUGUAGAUACAACAGCUGAAGAAAGUACUGCAGAAGAGGAAGAUUUUCCUGAGAUAAAAUUAGAAGAGUUGUUAGAAGACCUUACACUUGAAGAUACGAUUUAA